UGAUGAGCAGUUAGAAUUAUACAAGAAUAUCAACCUGUAAUGAUAAUGUGAACUUUUCUUUUUAAACGCAGUCUUUUUUGCUAUUUCUCAUAGUGUUUGCUACCAUAUUGAAGUGCACCUCAUAAUACCGGAGGGGGACUUCUCACCCUUAGGGAACCUCAGCUUUCCCUCUACCAACACCAUAAUUCUUUGAGUUUUUGGCAACGAUCAGCGUUGGGAACGGACUGAAAAUUUUAAUUUGACAUCUUUGACGAUUUGCUAAAUGUUGUCUGGAAGCCUCGUUCGUAAUGUGCGCCAUGGUAUUGCUGUAACGAAAUCGUUGCAAGUAUCUGGUGGAACAAUUACAGCCAAGCGCGCCAAUCUUUACCCAUUGAUUAGUAGAAUGGCUCGGUUUUAUGCCACCAAAAAAGAAUAUCCCCCUCACACAAUUUUAAAUAUGCCAGCCUUGUCUCCUACAAUGACUGCUGGUAAUAUUGGAGAAUUCCAGAAAAGCAUUGGAGAUAAAAUUGAGCCUGGUGAUGUUUUGUGUGAAAUCGAAACUGAUAAGGCUCAAAUGGACUUUGAACAACAAGAUGAGGGUUACUUGGCUAAGAUUUUAAUUGAGAGUGGUGCUAAGGAUGUUGCUGUCGGUAAGCCCGUUGCUGUCACUGUAGAGAAUGCCGAAGACGUGGAAGCUUUUAAGGAUUUCAGUAUUGAAGAUUCUGCUCCUGAAACUACUGAGACUCCUAAAGAACAACCCAAGGAAGCGAAGGAAGAAAAGGCUGAUGUUACUGCUGAAGCUGAGACUGCCAAGACCGAGACUAAGGAAGCCACUGCCGUCCAUGAUGAUCGUAUCUUUGCAUCUCCUAUAGCCAAAAAAAUGGCCGAAGAGAGAGGUGUUAACUUAUCUCAAAUUCGCGGAUCUGGUCCCAAUGGCCGUAUUAUCAAGGUUGAUGUUGAAAACUUCAAGCCUGAACGUCCUGCCGCUCCCUCAAAUAAAGCUGCUGCUGCUGCGACUAGUCCUGCCGCUUCUGCUAAGGAUGCUGCUGCUGCUGGCACCUAUGAAGAUUUACCUUUGAGCAAUAUGCGCAAGAUUAUUGCUUCUCGUCUUACUGAAAGUAAGCAAAUUAACCCCCACUAUUAUGUUAGCGUUGCCAUUGAUGUAGAAAAGAUUGUUCGUCUCCGCACAGCCCUUAACUCUAUUGCUGAUGGCCGCUACAAACUUUCCGUUAAUGAUCUCGUAAUUAAAGCUGUUACUGCCGCUUUGAGAGAAGUACCUGAAGUCAAUUCUGCUUGGAUGGGUGACUUUAUUCGCCAACACAAGAAUGUUGACAUUUCUAUGGCCGUUGCUACUCCUUCUGGAUUGAUUACUCCCGUCAUCCGUAAUGCUCAUAGUCUUGGCCUUCGUGAAAUUUCCAAUAUGGCAAAGGAUUACGGCCAUCGUGCCCGUGCCAACAAAUUGAAGCCUGAAGAGUACCAAGGUGGUACUUUCACUAUUUCCAAUUUGGGUAUGUACCCCGUUGAUCAAUUCACUGCUAUCAUCAACCCUCCUCAGGCUUGUAUCUUGGCAGUGGGUACUGUUAGCGAAAAUGUUAUCCCUGAUAAGACCUCUGAGAAGGGCUUCAAGGUCGCUCCUAUCAUGAAAUGCACUUUGAGCGCUGAUCACCGUGUUGUUGAUGGUGCCAUGGCUGCCCGUUUCACCACCGCUCUUAAGAAGAUCAUGGAAAAUCCUUUGGAGCUUUUGCUUUAAACGGUCUUUCCUGUUCAAAGUUCAAGAGAGUGGAUUCAGCGUCCUUCCUUCGAACGUAGCUGGUGACUGUGUAAUAUUUGCUGUGUUUUUAAAUCUUCAUAUAUAAAUGUUUCAAGUCGAUUGUGGAACAUUAUCUUCAUGAGGUUCUAUGCAUUUAUUUCUUUCGUUUAAUCUAAGUAUAUGUAGUGUUUUAAAACUAUAUAUUUACCAUAAUGCAAGGGUUAGUACAAUGAUUUGGGUGAAUAAGUAAGAAUAGUAAAUGUAUAUAUAUAUAUAUAUAUAUAUCACCCUUACUAAACUUUAAUAAGUGAAAUAACUGG
Messenger RNA from Schizosaccharomyces cryophilus OY26, 2049 nucleotides. Its product is annotated as dihydrolipoamide S-acetyltransferase E2. The transcript has 2 exons. Gene Ontology annotation, cellular component: pyruvate dehydrogenase complex. The coding region runs from base 263 to 1729 and encodes 488 amino acids. Gene Ontology annotation, biological process: pyruvate decarboxylation to acetyl-CoA. NCBI's taxonomy places the organism in Eukaryota, Fungi, Ascomycota, Schizosaccharomycetes, Schizosaccharomycetales, Schizosaccharomycetaceae. The record is from RefSeq and is a predicted model, not a curated record. Gene Ontology annotation, molecular function: dihydrolipoyllysine-residue acetyltransferase activity.